GUCAAAGCUAGUAAGCACAGGUUGCGCCAAAUAACACAGACGUAACUCGCCUCGAAGAUAACGGGCAGUUCAGAAAUGGAUAUUUUAGGGCUUCUGUCGAAUAAUAUCACCGGUCUCUUGCUGGGUCUCACAGUUAUUGUGUUAUUUUGGAAAAAUAUGGGUAAAAAUUGCAACACAGCAAGACUGCCGCCGGGUCCCUCACCACUUCCAUUGCUAGGAAAUAUUUUUCAAGUGGAUAUAGGACAACCUUACAAGACCUACUUGACGCUCAGUAAGCAGUAUGGCUCGGUCUUCACCGUGUGGCUCGGGCCCAAGCCGGUGGUGGUGCUCUCUGGGUAUGAGACCCUUAAGGAAGCUCUCGUCAACAAAGGAGAGGAGUUUUCCGGCCGGGCAAGCUACCCCAUACUCGUUCAAGUCACCAAAGGUUUCGGGGUGCUGGCAAGCAGUGGUGCCCGUUGGAGGGAUCUACGAAGGUUCUCCAUCAUGACCCUGAAGAAUUUUGGAAUGGGACGGAGGAGUAUUGAAGAAAGGGUACAGGAGGAGGCUGGGUUUUUGGUCAAAGCCUUCAGUGAACAAGGAGAUUCUCUCUUCAACCCAAACAACCUCUUGUCUAAUGCCGUGUCCAAUGUAAUCUGCUCCGUUGUAUUUGGCCAGAGGUUUGAAUAUCAUGACCCGCAGUUCACAUUCCUCCUACAUGGACUUGAUGGCUAUUUUAAUUUCCUCAGCAGCUCCAAAGGGCAGCUCUUCAAUGUGUUUCCCAAAAUAGUGGGGUGCCUGUCUGGCCCUCACCACCAGCUCUUUCAGCACCUGGAAAGGGUGAGAGAUUUCUUUAAACAGGAAGCUCAGCAACGCAUGAAAAACCUGGACACUCAGUCCCCUCAGGACUUCAUCGAAGCUUUCCUGGUUCGAAUGCUGGAGGAGAAAGACAAGCCUGGCACUGAGUUUCACUUUGACAACCUCGUGAGUUCAAUCUGGACACUGUUCUCUGCAGGAACAGAAACCACCAGCUCUACCCUGAGACACGCCCUGCUGCUAAUGAUGAAGUACCCUCACGUCCAAGAGCGGGUUCAGAAGGAGAUCGAUGAGGUGGUGGGCUGCAGCAGAAGCCCCUCCAUCCAGGACAAACAGAAUAUGCCCUACACUGAUGCAGUCGUUCAUGAGGUGCAGCGGUCUAUGGACCUCGCCCCUACGUCUGUUCCACACAAAAUGAUGAGGGACACAGAAUUCAGAGGCUACUGCAUUCCUGAGGGUACAAUGGUGCUUCCUCUUCUGUCAUCCGUUCUGUCCGACCCAAAACUUUGGAAAAACCCUGAUGUGUUUGACCCAGAGAAUUUCCUGAAUGAAGAUGGGAGCUUCAGGAAGAAUGAUGGGUUCCUGGCAUUUGGACUAGGGAAACGAGCCUGCCUGGGGGAGGGGAUGGCACGGGUCGAGCUCUUCCUCUUCUUUUCAUCCCUCCUCCAGCGGUUCACCUUCACAGCCACAGUGCCCCCAGAAGAGCUGGAGAUCAGCCCUGUUGGCUGUAGCUUCGGACGGCUGCCACGCGUGUACAGCUGCUAUGCCAAACUCAGAGAAUAAGUACAAUGCCCACAACAUGGGCAUUCAUUAAAAGUCCAGUGGCCUUUUGCCCUAGUCAGAUCCAUGUAUGUACCGUAUAUGGUGAGAAGAAGCACGAGGUGGUUUCAUAUCAAUUAGAUUGUGAAACAACCUUGGGGCUGAUAGCAAAGUGCUGGAUGUUCUAGUGAAUCAGCCCGUAGCUGAGCUGUUUGUGCUUGUACGCAGACACAUACACACGCACACAGAAUUAAUGUUUUAAUCAGGAGCGCUUACACUGGCAGUACAUUUCCAUUUCAGCAAGCAUAAGCAUUUUGAAUACAUAUUUUGCUAGCACACAACAAUUCAGCAUGUAUAUCAGAUAUAUUGAUACACACAAAUUAUUAUAAAUGAUUAAAUAAAUGAUUAAAUGAUGAAUGCAUAGUGAUUCUAUUACAACUGCAACAGCAAAAAAUUACAACUUCAACUGAAAAACACAUGGCCAUCUACAUGGGUACAAAGGGCUUGAAGAUACAAUAGCAUUGGCAAAGCAAACUGCUGAGAUGGCUGCAAUAUGCCUGUAAUAUUGUCAGUUGUAUUGCUGCCUUUUGGCAGUCUAAAUUCCCAAAUGCUCCAAUAUAGCAGUUAUCAGUAUCAGUAGCUAUGUUACAUUGUUACUUGUUGUAUUGUUAUGCUAGAAAUUUGAAAUUCGGUGGGAAAUUAUCUAAAAUAAUUCUGACACCUCAACAACCCUCAUCAAGACAUAGAUCAAAUGCACUGUUAGUAAGGCCCUAUGCAUGUUGCAAGUUGUAAUGAGAUUUGGAGGAAUUUCUUUGGAUAUGGAUAUGCUUUCAUUGAAGCUUUUUCACGCAUGGUAAUUGCUGUUCUUUACUCAUGACCUUUUAUGUUGUAUGUGAUUUGUUAUUUAGAUGAUGAAGUAUUUUAUCCAAAGUAUGUAGAUUUCAUAAGUUAAAUAAGCAAGUACAUUUGCAUUGGCUACAAUGCUACACAAUGAAUAUCUGUUCCAAUAGACGUGGGAUAAUACCAUAUUUCAGACACACAUGUUUUUUUCAUUUUAUUAAUAUUUUGUUAUUAAUGCAUGUUCCUCUGAAUGCAUGAAUAGCCUUGGAAAAUGUUUUAGCUUGCAACCUUAACCAGUUCAGCUGGUUCAGAUGAUCGAUUUCGGCCAAUGGAACAUUUGCCACAAAGCAGUUUGCCCACUUUAGGAGGUGCUAUUUAUAGGGCGUGGCAUUUUAUAUAGCGGCCAAUAUAUUAUCCCGGCUGAAAAAAAAACCAGCUGGUAGAUGGUUGACCAGCUCUAUUUUUAAGCAGCUGGUUUGAUUUCAAGCUGGUCUUAAUUAUUGAAUUGACUCAAUCAUAUGUUAUGUGACGUGUGUAUGAGUACCGGCUACAGCUGCAGGCUGCAAGUGCAUCCUAAUGAUUUUACUGUGCUCUUUGUUUUACACUCACAACACAAACAUGCGCAGUGCAGGCUUGCUUCCGGGUGCCUGGCUGAGGUGCUUAACUGUCUUGUUAAAAAUGCAGCUGAUGAAUAGAAACAAAUUUGCAGCUGGGAAAGGGAGAGAACAGUUUUGGCUAAACAGGGAGUUUUGUCCAACUGUAAUAUGGCCUAUAAUCCCAGUGUGGAUACUAGAACCUAUGGUGGUAGAUUUGAAAUUUAAAUAAUAAAAGUGCAGAUCUGGUGAGUGAA
Molecule: messenger RNA, 3241 nt
Organism: Conger conger (European conger)
Lineage: Eukaryota; Metazoa; Chordata; Actinopteri; Anguilliformes; Congridae
Product: cytochrome P450 2M1-like
Exons: 9
Coding region: 76-1575 (499 amino acids)
Biological process (GO): xenobiotic metabolic process
Cellular component (GO): cytoplasm; intracellular membrane-bounded organelle
Molecular function (GO): iron ion binding; heme binding; oxidoreductase activity, acting on paired donors, with incorporation or reduction of molecular oxygen, reduced flavin or flavoprotein as one donor, and incorporation of one atom of oxygen
Source: RefSeq, a predicted model, not a curated record